UUGAAAGAAUUCAGAAUCAGUGGGAUGAAGUACAGGAACACCUUCAGAACCGGAGGCAGCAGUUGAAUGAAAUGUUAAAGGAUUCAACACAAUGGCUGGAAGCUAAAGAAGAGGCUGAGCAGGUGUUGGGACAGGCCAGAGCCAAGCUUGAGUCAUGGAAGGAGGCUCCCUACACAAUGGAUGCAAUCCAAAAGAAAAUCACAGAAACCAAGCAGUUGGCCAAAGACCUCCGCCAGUGGCAGAUAAAUGUAGAUGUUGCAAAUGAUUUGGCACUGAAACUUCUCCGGGAUUAUUCUGCAGAUGAUACCAGAAAAGUUCACAUGAUAACAGAGAACAUCAAUGCCUCUUGGGCAAGCAUUCAUAAAAGAGUGAGUGAGCGAGAGGCUGCUCUGGAAGAAACACACCGAUUACUGCAACAGUUCCCCCUGGACCUGGAGAAGUUCCUUGCCUGGCUUACAGAAGCCGAGACAACUGCCAACGUCCUGCAGGAUGCCACCCAUAAGGAAAGGCUCCUAGAAGAUUCCAAGGGAGUAAGAGAGCUGAUGAAACAAUGGCAAGACCUCCAAGGAGAAAUUGAAGCUCACACAGAUAUGUAUCACAACCUGGAUGAAAAUGGCCAAAAAGUCCUGAGAUCCCUGGAAGGUUCUGAUGACGCAGCCCUGUUGCAAAGACGUUUGGACAACAUGAACUUCAAGUGGAGUGAGCUUCGGAAAAAGUCUCUCAACAUUAGGUCUCAUUUGGAAGCCAGUUCUGACCAGUGGAAGCGUCUGCACCUUUCUCUUCAGGAACUUCUGGUAUGGCUCCAGCUGAAAGAUGAUGAGUUAAGCCGGCAAGCACCCAUCGGAGGCGACUUUCCAGCAGUUCAGAAGCAGAAUGAUGUGCACAGGGCCUUCAAGAGGGAAUUGAAAACGAAAGAACCUGUAAUCAUGAGUACUCUUGAGACCGUACGAAUAUUUCUGACAGAGCAGCCUUUAGAAGGACUAGAGAAACUCUACCAGGAGCCCAGAGAGCUGCCUCCUGAGGAGAGAGCCCAGAAUGUCACACGGCUCCUACGAAAGCAGGCUGAGGAGGUCAACACUGAGUGGGAAAAAUUGAACCUGCACUCUGCAGACUGGCAGAGAAAAAUAGACGAGGCCCUCGAAAGACUCCAGGAACUUCAGGAAGCAACGGAUAAGCUGGACCUCAAACUACGUCAGGCUGAGGUGAUCAAGGGAUCCUGGCAGCCUGUGGGUGACCUCCUCAUUGACUCUCUCCAAGAUCACCUCGAAAAAGUCAAGGUGCUUCGAGGAGAAAUUACACCUCUGAAAGAGAAUGUCAGCUACGUCAAUGACCUUGCUCGCCAACUCACUACGUUGGGCAUUCAGCUGUCACCAUAUAACGUCAACAUUCUGGAAGACCUGAACACCAGAUGGAAGCUUCUGCAGGUAGGCACGUUAUGA
This is a messenger RNA of Leptonychotes weddellii (Weddell seal), 1439 nucleotides long. The record is from RefSeq and is a predicted model, not a curated record. NCBI's taxonomy places the organism in Eukaryota, Metazoa, Chordata, Mammalia, Carnivora, Phocidae.